Molecule: messenger RNA, 3018 nt
Organism: Xyrauchen texanus (razorback sucker)
Lineage: Eukaryota; Metazoa; Chordata; Actinopteri; Cypriniformes; Catostomidae
Exons: 11
Coding region: 194-1294 (366 amino acids)
Source: RefSeq, a predicted model, not a curated record
AUGAAGGAGACACGCUAAAAAGUCUGUAAGCUAAGUAGGUACAAUUUAACAAAUUAAAACUAGAAAUGGGACUGAGGAGACAAAGGGUAUGUACUGGUGAGAUGUGAGAUUGUGUGAUAUUUUCAAUGUAUUGGCAACGAGUUCAGAGGUUGGGAGACCUUCCAAUAGAGCUGCUAUCAUACUGUCUUUUACCAUGUCAAGAGCAGGUGCCAUCAGACUCAGUAUCCUCUUCAUCCUCAUCUUCAUUCUGUGUCUACCAGAGUUUUUCCAAAACAUAUCACAGAUUGAGUUUCUAUGUGAGCCUUUUGAUCCUUGUACACCUGAAAAUGGCUCAGUUGAUGCACAGGUAUGUGGUCCUCCAUGCACUGAGGUAAUAACAAAUGCCAGCAGUCAGGACAGACAUGGGGAAGGCUGGUAUAUGUGCCAGGUUGAGGUGGACCUGCAUGAUCUGCAGAACAAUACCUUGCAGUCAGGAGAGCAUGUGAUAAUGGUACUGACACUUAAGGCAGGCAAUCUCUCUUCAUGGAGCGUUAGUGUGUUCGCAUUUCUCAACCACACUGGACCUCAAAAAGACCAGAGACUAUUUUACUGCUACAAUCCACCAGACAAAAGCAAAUGUCCAGAUCUGAACAUAUCCACAGAAGAACCAACAAAAGAAAACGCAAGCCCUCCAAAACCAAACAACUCAACUUUAAUAGCCAUUACUUCUACAAAACUUAAAAACACUACACUAUCUUUGCAAGAAACCACUUCUACACAUGAGCUCAACUGCCAACCACACAGCAAUGGUUACCUCUUUUACUACCAAGAACACAACCAGACAGAAAGAUCUUCUGCAGUUCCAGUGACACACACAAAAAGAGAGAGUCGGUGGUGUGUGAUCUCUGCAGUGUGGCUGAUUCUGGUAGUGACUCUGGUAGUGCUGAUUCUACUGAUUGUGGGCUGCCUGAUCUCCAAGAGCAGACAUCUUUACCAAAGAAGGUCCACUUUGGUUUCAGUUCGUGACUAUCAGCUCAAAGAGCUGAGCAAGAAAAGAGAAAAUUCGAUGAGCAACAUUCCUGGUGUGUCCAUUGCGAUGAGCAGUAUUGGUGAUGAUGAUGAUGAUGAUGAUGAUGAUGAUGAUGAUGUCUUCUCUGAGAUCUCUUCAAAAGAGAACAGAUUAGAUGAAAACAUGCUCAGGGUGGAUGAAGUCCUGUACAAGAGAAGAUUGUCACCAAUUUUUGAGAUGACAGAGACCUCAUAUGAUGAAGAAGACGAUGAGGAAGUCGGUCAGUGUAAUGCCCUGGUAAUAUAACAAGCUCACCUGCAUCUUCAAAGCAAGCCUUUUGCUCCGGUCAUGAAAACAACGAGAAGCUUUCAACAGAGGGACUCGUGAUAGAAAAUAAUGUAUUUUUACAUGACCAGAAUUAGCUCCGGCAACUUUCAUGUGAAUACUAUUUUAAAGGAAUAUUUCACCCAAGAUGUUAAUUAUGUCAUCAUUUAUUGACCCACAUGUUGUUCCAAACCUGUAUGACUUGGGAAAUGCAGAAUGACAGCCUCAGUCACCUUUCACUGUAUGGAAAAUUAGCAAAAAGGUAAAUGGUGACUGAGACUAUCAUUCUGCGUAUUCAUAUUGUGUUCCACAGUACAAAGAAAGUCAAAGGGGUUUUGAAUGGCAUGUGGGCGAGAAGAUGAUGACAGAUGACAGUGUACAGAAUAUUAGAUCACCCUGAGAAUUUACAGGAAAUACACCUUUUUGCAAUACAAAGACUUUUGGUAAAGGAGGUGUUAGCAGAUCACAUCAAGUAUAUUGAAUUUCACCUGCAUCUAGAGGCUUUGUUUUGUUUCUAAUUCUAGAAUCUGGUUGGAAACAUAAACUGCAGUGUGUGGUUUUCUAAUUCCCAUUUAGCAAGCAGUAUGGAUACACUAAUGUGAUUCUUUAAUUGUAUGACACCAGUCUAAAGCUUGUGGGUAUUGAAAAUAAGAUUUAUGUUUUCAAAAAGCACAUUCCAUCUCCAAAAACAAUACACUCCUAGAUAAUAUAACAGUUUUGAAUAAAGCAUUUGCAUAUUAUACAUUAAAUUAGUGUCAGUCACAAAAUCUAACAGCAGUCAAAUGGAGAGUAAAUGUUUAGUGAAUUGUAAAUAUUUUGUAAGGUAAUUGCUCAUUUAAAUUCAGCAAUUUUUAGUACAUCUAUUUUACAUAUUUAUACCAAUAUACCAUAUUUAAAGGGGUCAAGACAUGCCUUUUUAAUUCAUUUUAUUUUUUAUUAUUAUUUGAAUAUGUUCCUUGAGUUUGACUUAUAAUAUUAAUAAUGUUUUUAGCACAAAAAACACAUAUAUUUGUAAAACAUUCUGACCCUCUGUCAGAAACACUCUGUUUUUGUGCUGCGACUCCUUUAAGGCUUAACAGUAAACGCCCACUUUUCUGAUUGGCUCUCUGCUCUUGACUGACCUGAUCUCUCUCCUUGCCAUCUCACUGCUAUUCGGCGGGACUACUUAAGUGAUAAGGUAAAGUAGGCAUUGAUGUGUUGUUGUGAAGGCGGUCAAAUGCAAAUGUUUAGCACAGUGUGACAUCACAAUGUGGAGGAAGUAGAGAACGAGUCGUUUUGGCAGCUUGGUUUCAACAAAUGCUCUUUUUGCUGUGAGGAGGAAGUUUUGAGUUCUGAAACUUACAGUAUGUUUUUAUAGUACAAUGACUUCUUAUAUGUUUAAAGAUCAAGGAAAGUUUGAUUCCUCAUGUCAUGACACCUUUAAAAUGGCAUUCAAUCAGCCAUCUAGAUAUCUGUAUUGGCCAUUAAAUAACACAUAUCAGACCACUAGUUAAUGCUUUCUCUAAAAAUUUCAAAUGAGAUUUGACAAGAGAACUGGCCGUUUAGACAUACUAAUACAUUUGUCUUUUGAAAUGUAUUAAUCAUAUUCUUCAUUCAUUCAAAUUGUACUGUAGUUCCCAGAAAUGUGAUGUAAUGAGAUGUACUGAGAACCGAAUGCUUUGAAUGUAAAACAUAACUUUUUCACAACAGAUGGUAAAAGAAUUCAC